UGGACGCAGAGCGGAAGUAGUCUCACGCAAGUGACGUUGAAAGCGGAAGUUCCGGUGUUCUCAGGAGCGAGUUCUGUGUCUGCUUAUCAGAUCUGCAUUUCAUUAGUGAUCAUAUCUUAUUGUCAAAGACAGGACAAUACUGAAAGGCAUAUUCUGAGGAACUAGCUCUUCAUUGGCUGUGAAAAUGGUGAAUGUUAUGAAAGGAGUCCUGGUGGAGUGUGAUCCUGCAAUGAAACAGUUCCUCUUAUACUUGGAUGAAAAAAACGCUCUAGGAGUCAAAUUUAUUAUCCAGGACCUGGAUGACACACAUGUGUUUAUUUUACCUGAAAUGGUCACUGUCCUUCAAGAGAAGGUUGGAGAAUUGAUGGACCAGAACUCCUUUCCUAUUACACAGAAGUAAAAUCAAUGGAUUUUGUAAUAAGCAUAAUACAGCUGACACUGUAAAAUGUAUCCAAGAACACGAGUGAAUUUAAUUUGUGUGUAUAAUAAAAUCUUUGCGUUUGCUGCCAUCUGUUCUAUGCAUGUACGGAGUGAAAUUGUUUCUUUACGGUAAAGUAUUUCCAGAGGUUUAAAUUAUUUUUCUUAUCCUAUUAAACAGAUGUAAGCUGCAAAUAAAUUGUUAAAACCUA
This is a messenger RNA of Rana temporaria (common frog), 629 nucleotides long. RefSeq names its product general transcription factor IIH subunit 5 (gene GTF2H5). Gene Ontology annotation, biological process: transcription initiation at RNA polymerase II promoter; nucleotide-excision repair; nucleotide-excision repair, preincision complex assembly. The transcript is spliced from 3 exons. Gene Ontology annotation, cellular component: transcription factor TFIIH holo complex; transcription factor TFIIH core complex. Lineage: Eukaryota; Metazoa; Chordata; Amphibia; Anura; Ranidae. The record is from RefSeq and is a predicted model, not a curated record. Bases 185 to 400 code for a protein of 71 amino acids.